This is a messenger RNA of Plasmodium gaboni, 2337 nucleotides long. RefSeq names its product putative RNA-binding protein. Gene Ontology annotation, cellular component: U2-type catalytic step 1 spliceosome; U2-type catalytic step 2 spliceosome; Prp19 complex. Gene Ontology annotation, molecular function: metal ion binding; pre-mRNA binding; U6 snRNA binding. The transcript has a single exon. Bases 1 to 2337 code for a protein of 778 amino acids. Lineage: Eukaryota; Apicomplexa; Aconoidasida; Haemosporida; Plasmodiidae. The record is from RefSeq and is a predicted model, not a curated record.
AUGAGCUUGAAAAGGUUUUUUAAUUUUCUAGACGAUGAUAAUAAAACAAAAAAAAAAAUUAACACUAAUAAGAAUGAAGUCGAUGACGAUAAAAUAAUUAACGAUGAAGAAGAAAAAAUAAUAUCAGAUGAAACAAAAUAUAAGGAGGAAGAUGAACAAGAAAAAGGAGAACACGAGAAAGAAGCAGAAUUGCCAAAGGAGGAAAAAAAAGGUGGAAAAAGAAGAGGUCGAAAAAAACAAACAGAUGACAAAAAAAAUGAUCAUAAUGAUGAAAGUGAAAAUCAUAAAAUUGACCAAGAAUCUCAACCAACAUUAAACAAAAUAGAAGAAGAAAAAAAAGAUAACGAUAAUAAAAAAAAAAGAGGAAGAAAAAGUAAAAAGGAUAAUGAUAUAAAUAAAGGUGAUACAAAUAAAGAUGAUAUAAAUAAAGAUGAUAUAAAUAAAGAUGAUAUAAAUAAAGAUGAUACAAAUAAAGAUGAUACAAAUAAAGAUGAUACCAAUAAAGAUGAUAUAAAUAAAGAUGAUACCAAUAAGGAUGAUAUAAAAAAUAAUAUUUCAAAUAAUAAAGAAAAAACAGAUGAUGAUAACAAUUUAAAUAAUAAUAUAAAGGAUAAAGAAAAUAAUAAUGAGGAUAAAAAUUGUAAAAAAAUCCAUUCUCCUAAUCAGAUAUUAUCAAAUACACCCCCUCCACCUAGUGGACACCCUCCAACAGGUAUACAAAAUAUUUCACAUAAUUUCCCACCUGUGCCGCCAAAUUUACCCCCUCCUCCUACUCCUCCCGCUCCUCCAGGACAACCAAACCAAGCAAAUUACCCUUCUCAAUAUUAUAAUAUGUAUAAUAAUAUGAGUGUUGAAAAUUAUAUGGGGUAUCCAUACUACUAUAGUCAAUAUUAUAACGUGGCUCCUCAUCAGAGCAGUUCCAUAAGCAUGGAUCCAAAUAAAGAUAAACAACUUAAUAAUAUUAAUAGUAAUAAUAGUAAUAGUAAUAAUGUGGUUGAUGGUGGUAGGUUAAAAAACGAUUUGUUGUCGACACCAAAUAAUUACGAUAAAGAUAUAAAUACAGAUGAAAAUAAUAAGAAUAUGUCAAUAUAUGGAAAUAACAUUUCAAAUUAUUAUAUGAAUAAUCCUAUAAAUAAUUACUAUAAUAUGUAUAAUUAUAAUUAUAUGACUGGAAUGAAUAAUGUAAAUACUAUAAAUCCAUUGACAUAUAAUUAUUAUUAUGAUGGUAUAGGUAUGUAUGACAAUAACAAAAUGGUAGAUGAAAAUGUUUUAAAUUAUUGUUCUAUAUUAGAUAAGAGUAUAGAAUUAAUGAAAAAAAGUGAUAAGGUUAAAGAGAUAUUAAAAACACCAGCACGUUUACAAAUAACACAAGAAGAAUUAAAUAAAAUAGAAUAUACAGAAGGUAACGAACAAUAUAAUAUAUGGUUUGGAAAAUAUGUAACAGAUAGAUAUGAUAAAAGUGUCAAGGGUAGUAGUACUCCUCGAUUUGUAGCAAAAUAUAAAUGUAAUCCAACAAAAGAUUCAGGAUAUACUAAAGCAGAUAAAUCAUAUACAAGUAAACAAUAUUUUUGUAUAUAUUUUGCAAGAGGAUGUUGUGCAUAUGGUCAUAAUUGUUUAUAUAAACAUAGAAUACCAAAUGAAAAUGAUGAACUUGAAUUUGAAGCUUCUGUAGAUAUUUUUGGAAGAGAAAAAUUUAAUACAUUUAAAGAUGAUAUGACAGGAGUAGGAUCAUUUAAUAAUGAUUGUAGAACAUUAUUUAUAGGAAGUAUAUUUAUUAAUAAUAUAAAUCAAGUACCAAUUAUUGAAAAAAUUUUAUAUGAAGAAUUUUUACCAUUCGGAAAUAUUGAAUAUGUAAGAUAUAUACCUAAUAAAAAUAUAGCCUUUAUUCAAUUUACUAAUAGAGUAAAUGCUGAAUUUGCUAAAAUAGCUAUGUCAGAUCAACCUAUAGAAAAUUAUUCAACAGCUUUAACUAUAAAAUGGGCAUUUGAAUUUAAAAACCAACCACAUAAUGUAAUACAAUAUUAUAAUAAUCCAUAUAUAUAUGGAAAUACAAAUCAAGUUAUAUCUUCAACAUGGGAAAAUUAUCUCAUGCAACAACAAUAUGGUAACCAUACAAUGUAUACAAAUAUGAAUCAUAUGUAUAAUAAUAUAAAUACAUAUCCCCUAGAUAAUAAUAAUAUUAAUAAUAAUAAUAUUAAUAAUAAUAAUAUUAAUAGCAAUAUUGCUCUUGGUGGAAAUGCCUCUUUAUCUGAACACCAAAAGAAGAUCAACGACAGAUCAGCAAAUUUGAAUAACAGCUUAAAUAAAAUCGAUCAAAUGUUCGACAUACAAAAUUAA